This is a messenger RNA of Aegilops tauschii subsp. strangulata, 1163 nucleotides long. Its product is annotated as 1,4-dihydroxy-2-naphthoyl-CoA thioesterase 1. Gene Ontology annotation, molecular function: 1,4-dihydroxy-2-naphthoyl-CoA thioesterase activity. The record is from RefSeq and is a predicted model, not a curated record. Gene Ontology annotation, biological process: phylloquinone biosynthetic process. Gene Ontology annotation, cellular component: peroxisome. NCBI's taxonomy places the organism in Eukaryota, Viridiplantae, Streptophyta, Magnoliopsida, Poales, Poaceae.
CCCACGAUGCACACACACACCCACGCCCAACCCACGCACACCCACACCCACGUUGGAUCCCAUCUCUCUCGUUUUCCUCGAUCCCCUUUCUCCACCCCACGCCGCCGCCAGAUUUCGGCGAUCCCCGUCGUUCCCCACCGCCCAGCUCUCCUCCCCGAGCCCGCUCACCAUCUCCACCGACUGGUUUCUCUCCUCGCCCAGGAGAGCCACGCCCAGGCACUGGUGGUGGUGCACCGCGAGGAGGCCCCAGCGGCGUCGAGCUGCUGUUGCGGCGGGCUGUUGCUGCGGGCCCAGCGACGUCGGCGAGGUCGGGAAGGUCGCAGCCCUUCAAGAUUCUCAAUGGCGGCGUCUCGGCGCUGAUGGCGGAGUCGAUGACGAGCAUCGGCGGGUACAUGGCGUCGGGGUACCGGAGGGUGGCCGGCAUGCAGCUCUCCAUCAACCACCUCAAGCCCGCCCGCAUCGGCGACCGCAUCGAGACCAAGGCGAACCCCAUCCAGGUCGGCCGCAACGUCCAGGCAGAGGUCGAGGGACGAGGUGUCUCCAAGCAGAGGCCGAUCUUCUGCAACCUGCAACUACGAUCUUGGACGGCCGGCGCGCGCGGGGUUGCAGCCUGCAGUAAAUAUUGAAAUCCCCACAUGUCGGGAUGCUGCUCCUGCGCCGAGCUACUGCUUUUGCGGGCACGACAAUGAGCCGGGGAGCAGCUGCGUCAGGCUGCUGCUACUGCGUUGAGCUGCUGCUGCUGCGGGCGCGACGUCUCUCCUUUCCCCACCUCCGUUGCCUUUUUAAUUUUGGUUGUGGUGGUUGCAUCACCGGUGCGGUCGCAAAUCAGUAUGUAGUGUGCUUGUGGAGUUGGGUCUGGACUGCAGUGUCCAUCCAGUAGGUUAGGUGUUGUUGCUGCUAGAUCCCAUGAUGCUCACCUAAGUUUUGUGUUAUGUGGAGGCUAACCUUUCUGAUCUUAUUUUUCGACACUUGUGUGGUGUUGUCUUACUUUUUGAUACAGGUCGUAUGAUAUAUAUGUUUUUAUGGAUGAUUUUUUGAUGUUCUUAUUUUCCUGUGGUCUGUGUUUAUAUUUGUGAUAUAUGCAUGGGCUAUACAUAUGAAUAUGAAUUGCUGAACAUACUGUAAAUCAAUGACAGAGAUGGCAAAGAAGGAGAUUUGCCGUU